AUGAGCAUUUUCUGAAUGGAUACCUGCAUUACAAACAGACAUCAUCAUCAUCAUCAUCAUAGAUGACAGUCCAUGACCUCCUGAAUCGACUUGAAGAAGAAAGUCAUACUUUAGUACAACUUCUUCAGACAAAGACAGCAGUGAUACGAAUCAGGGGAAUGACAUAUAAACAAUAUGAAACGGUGACAGCUUCUUGCAGAGGCAAAGGUAUAAUACAGCAUCAUCUGGAUGUUAGAUGGAGUGGCUAGGAAAAAAGGAAAAUCUGCAGGCACUAGAUGGAUGGGUUUCUCCUGAGCAGGUACUGUGACUGGCAGAUGUACCUGAUGUGGCACACCCUCUUCUACUGCCAUUUCAUGGCAGCCUUCUUAACCUGCUAUUGGUAGAGUACCUGAUGACAUCAGGUUUGGUGAUGCUGGUCAUUUUGAAAGUCACUCAGACACACCAAAGAAAUGCCUGUUCAGCAGGAAAAGCACAUAGAAAAUAUGCUUUAAAUGCCGAAUUGGCCUUUUGGAUCAGCACUGAUCAAUGUUUUUCAUGGCAUUCAGUAGCGUGUGACAGACUAAUCAAAAACUGAAACUCAAUGAAAAUAUUCCAGUGAUCUGUACAUGAAUGUUUGCAAGUGUGUUAUAUAUAUAUACAUUAUAUUAAUGCGCUUUUAUAAACUUUUCAGCUGGUGACCACUUCAGAAAAAGAAAUGUAGUGGCAUCAAAUGUUUGUUUUUUAUUUUCUUGUUAAUUUGUUGAAGUUUACACUCUUAACGGAAUAUUUGUCUACAGGACUAGGGAAACAAAAACGUAUAGUCUCUGGAGAUAUGCACUCAGUGUUUAUAUAUAGGUCACCGGUCAUUUCACAUCAAGUCAAAUCGCCCCACAAAUGUCCAUUUCGUCCCAACACCGAAAAGUGAAAUCGUCCCAAGCCCAAAAUACGAAUCGAUCACCGAUUAAACAAGUAGCUGUUAACAUCAAAUAUUACCAAAAGUCAUACAUUGUUCGAACAAUAUAGGUAUGCAAGCUCAGAUUUAUUAAACAGAGCCAUGAGAAUGAAUUCAGCCAUCAUUUUGCUAAACAAACAUGGCCGCUUGUUGAUACACAUGCAGAGAACGAAUCUCAUAGUGGCGAAUAAACUUGCUUUUUCUCUUUCAACUUUCGUUUAAAUAAAAGAUGUUAUCGUCAUUUUAUUGUUAACUUGUAUUUUGACGUUUUUUGCCGAUUAUUAUUUCAUGCAGAGACGUCGCUGAUCGAUGCUGGCGCGAUUUGACGGGAGUGAAAAUGACCGCCCCCAUUCAGAACGCUUACCUCUCUCUCCCACGCUCACUUGAAGCGUUUGUUCUAAAAAUCACCUAAGAAAAUAGCAUAUUGAUUUUGUAUUCAUUUCAGGAGGUGUGUUGGCGAUCGCAAAAAAAAAUUUCACAAGAAAAGUCCAAGAAUAAGGGUUAAUUGUGAUUUUAAUCGCCACCAUAUCUGACUGAUUAGCAAUGAGAUGCCAAAACUCAGUUUCAACAAGUUGACAUUACUAAAACAGUAGCAACAUCUAAGUAAUUUUAUCCUUUGAUCAACAUUUUUUUGUAACAAUGUUAAUGAUGCUAUUUCAGAAGCCAAUGACCAUAUCAAAAGGACGGCACGUACAGAACAUAAGAACACAUAUUGUUAUCACUGCUUGAUGUAGCUUAGUAUCCUGUGCAGUGUUUUGUACCUAAAAGUUAUCAAACACAUCAGACGCGUAAAAUGAUAGUAUACUGCCCUUUGCACUACCAGAGACCGGCAGAGUACGUAGAAAGAAUGACAGUAUUUAUUAUCUUCAAAUACUUGUCCCUUUCAGAUUUCUACUGAGCACAUUUACACUGCUUAUGAUGCAGUUGAGAGACUAUAGUAGAGAUAUAGUAGGACAUAAAAGUUGCACAGUUGAUUUCUACCUAAUUGUGUUUUGUGUGUUUUCUGUGUGACAAUAAACUUCUUAAUCUUUUGGUUCUGCCUGUGUAGUAGCCAAUACCAACAACACCAGGAAUUAUGGAUGACAUCAGUGAGAGGGAUCCCUUACUUGGUUCCCAUAAAUCUUCCUCUGGACCUUCUCAUAGUUCUUAUCAGCCAGACAUUGCCCAGUCCCAGUUUGGGGGAUCCAGCAUGUCAGAUGUGCACAUUCCAGUUAUUCUAUCAUGGCAGAAUGUAAAUGUCUUUGUUAAAGAGAAGAAGAAAAAGCAGGCAACGAUGCCAGAGUUGCCACUUAACACUGACAACGGCCGGAAACAGAUAAUCAAAAAUAUAUCUGGUGUGGUGAAAUCAGGCACUCUUGUUGCAAUCAUGGGUGCAAGUGGUGCAGGAAAGUCUACUUUAAUGAAUGUUCUGACCAACCGCAACCUUAGAGAUUAUGAGGUGCAAGGAGAGUCCAUGUCAAUGGUACAGCUGUUGGAAAUGCCAAUUCGCAACAUUUCAGCUUAUGUUCAGCAGGAUGAUUUGUUUAUCACCACUUUGACUGUUCGUGAGACACUCAUUUUCAGGGCUUUGCUGAGGAUGGACAAAAGCAUAAAUAAGCAAGCCCGACUUCGGAGAGUGGAAGAAGUAAUUCAAGAGAUGGGUCUCAUCAAGUGUGCAGAUACUCAGAUAGGCCUGUCAGAGACCAAAAAAGGAAUAUCAGGAGGUGAAAAAAAGAGGCUUUCUUUUGCUUGUGAGAUGCUGACCAAUCCACCUCUGUUAUUUUGUGAUGAACCUACAUCAGGGCUGGAUUCCUUUAUGGCCCAGAACAUUGUACAGACAUUGCAGAACAUGGCUGAAAAAAAGAGGACAAUCCUAUGCACAAUACAUCAGCCAUCUUCUGAAAUCUUUGCCAUGUUUAAUCAGAUUCUUCUGUUGGCUGAAGGUCGCGUUGCAUUCAUGGGUUCCAGCAAGCAAGCUGUUGAAUUUUUUAAUGGGUUGAACUACAUUUGCCCAACAAAUUUUAACCCUGCAGACUUUUACAUCAUGACACUAGCCAUUGUGCCAGGCAGAGAGGAAGAAUGUCGCCAGAAAGUUCAUGCAAUUUGUGAUGCUUUCACGGACACUAAAGAGGCCUACCAAAUCAGAGGGGAUAUCCAAAGAAUUUCAUCACAUGCAACAAGAGAUGAGUUGAUAAACAGUGCCUUUAGCAACACAUCAAGGUAUGAAGCCAGCUGGGUUCGUCAGUUUUUUUGCAUCUUGUGGCGAAGCUGGCUCUCUCUCAUCCGAAAUACAAUGCUCUUUCGUGUGCGUGUGAUACAAACCAUGUUUGUAGCAGUCAUUCUUGGCUUGAUAUAUCUGCGAAUAAAGUAUGACCAGAGAGGUGUCAUGAACAUCAAUGGUGCCAUCUUUCUUUUAAUCACCAAUGCAUCAUUUACCAGUUUGUUUGCUGUUGUUAAUUCAUUCCCAAAUGAGAUGCCCAUAUUUCUGAGAGAGUAUGGGUCAGGCCUCUACAGAACGGAUGUCUAUUACCUCGCCAAAAACUUGGCAGAGCUACCUACAUUUCUUCUUCUUCCUAUGAUUUUGAUAUCUAUUGACUACUGGAUGAUGGGUCUGUAUGAAUCCGGUGAGGCUUUUCUUAUUGCUGCUGGGGUAGUUGUCCUUCUUUCCAAUGUUGCUGUGUCAUUUGGCUAUGUCAUUUCAACCCUGGCUGGAGAUGUCAACAUUGCACUUGCUGUUGCUCCACCACUUUUGAUUCCAUUCAUGAUGUUUGGGGGAUUCUUUCUAAAUAAUGAUUCAGUACCUGUGUACUUCAUCUGGUUAAAAUACCUGUCCUGGUUCAAGUAUGCAAACGAAGUCCUUGCAGUCAACCAGUGGGAAAACGUGAACCAGAUAGAAUGUGACACUAACACAACAGUUCCCUCACCAGCCCCCAACAGGUGCUUGUAUCUCACAGGAAGUGAUGUUCUAAGCUACCUUAGUUUUAAUGCUGAUAAUGACUGGCUGAAUCUUGGACUGUUGUUUGCACUGAUGGCAGCUUUCCGUACGCUGUCCUUCAUCCUCCUCCUUGUUCGAGCACGUAUGUCAAAGUCAUGAGAUGCUGUGAUCUCUUGUAGUAAUGAUCUAAUGUCAGAUUUUUGUUUAUCUACAAUAUCUGCACCCAUUUAUCCCUUUCCAUAUGCAGUUGCACAAAUGAUAUUACAAAGAAGAACCUUCACUGAAACCUGAAUUCUGAUUCUGAACCAUCUCUAUAUUACUUGUAUAACUUAGCUCAGAAUAAAAUGUAUUUAUAUUUUGAGAUGUAUGAGGCACUUUAAUGUUUUCUUCCUGAAACAAGUGUGUAACAUUUUGGAUAAAAUAUCUAUUUUUUUUCUAAGGAUUAGUUUUCAAUUCUGGCAAACUCAGCUGAUAUGUACUUUAUUUGUCUCAAUACUCAUUUACACUGAGCUGUGUGAAUGAAAUAUAAUACAGAAGCCAAUGAAAAAAAUUAAUGAUGUAGGUGAAGUGCGACAAAAAUCCAUGAAUAUUUUGAAUGAAACAGUUACCUAUGCUAUGCCGUGAAUACUAAAAACAAAUUAAUUUAAGGAGUGCUAGGCCAUCCUUUCUGCAGCCUGGAUCUUCUUUUGGACUGAAAUGUUCAAAAGAAAAUAUUUUACUAGAAGCUUUUUAUAAUUGUUUAUAUCCAAUGCACAAAUUCACAAAAUAGCAAUUAAAGUUAUGUUGGUGUGUUUACUCUAUUGCCACUGAUAUCACAGACUAUUAUAUGUAGCUCUGCAUCUUGAGUGUUAUAGUUGUUGUUUUGUUUUUUGUUUUGUUUUGUUUGUUUUUUUUUGGGGGGGGUUGUUUUUCUAAGUGUGUGAGAGAGAGUGAGCAAUUCGAGAGCUGUUUAAAGCAAUAUUGUGCAUCCACUUUCUGCACGAAGUUAUUCACUCAGAAUAUUUUGUUAUCAUAUUGUUUGAUGUUACUAAUAGUGUAGUAGUCAAAAUGUUUCAUGAAAUAUACUCAUUACUUUGUUGUUUGAAGCCUUUUGGGCAUAUUGAUUUACCAUAAAUAUAUACAUGCAGCUUUCAAUAUCUAAUCUUACAAAUUUUGCAUUGCUUUUUUAUUUUAUUUAUUUAUAUUUUUAUCCUGUUAUUUUUCAUCUUUUGUUUAUGGCAAUAAUCAGAUUUGUUAGGCAUAGCUGCUAAUAUCAUUAGCUGGCUUUUAUAUAAGACUUUUAUUUGUAACUAAUAUUGAUGGUCUGUACAUAUUUGGUAUUGCACACAAUGCUUUUUAGCAGCCUGAAGACAAAUUAAAGCAUGUAAUAAAAAUUUUAAUAUAGGUGACAUUUACAAUAAUAUAUUUUGAGAUAUUGCUUAUUAUUUUUUGUCAGUUGUAUGUCUUGAUAAUGCUACAUUAUACGAUGUUUACAUCAUUUCAAUUUUUGUACAACAUUUAUGUCUUUUUAUGCCAAAUUAUGUUGAAGACAGCUAUAAAAAACAAAAGAAGUUACUUUUAUGCUAUCUUUGAGGCCCCUGCAUUUUAUCCACUAGUCAGUGCUAAAAUGUGGUAUUCUAAUGGCGAUGUGUUUGAAAUAAUAAAUAUGUUUCUCAAAUGA
Messenger RNA from Pomacea canaliculata, 5505 nucleotides. Its product is annotated as protein white-like. Gene Ontology annotation, biological process: transmembrane transport. Gene Ontology annotation, molecular function: ATP hydrolysis activity; ATP binding; ABC-type transporter activity. The transcript is spliced from 20 exons. NCBI's taxonomy places the organism in Eukaryota, Metazoa, Mollusca, Gastropoda, Architaenioglossa, Ampullariidae. The record is from RefSeq and is a predicted model, not a curated record. Gene Ontology annotation, cellular component: plasma membrane. The coding region runs from base 2007 to 4004 and encodes 665 amino acids.